Messenger RNA from Heteronotia binoei (common prickly gecko), 7793 nucleotides. RefSeq names its product plexin A2 (gene PLXNA2). Lineage: Eukaryota; Metazoa; Chordata; Lepidosauria; Squamata; Gekkonidae. The transcript has 32 exons. Gene Ontology annotation, molecular function: semaphorin receptor activity; protein binding. Bases 516 to 6230 code for a protein of 1904 amino acids. Gene Ontology annotation, biological process: regulation of cell shape; regulation of cell migration; regulation of GTPase activity. The record is from RefSeq and is a predicted model, not a curated record. Gene Ontology annotation, cellular component: semaphorin receptor complex.
CGAGGAGGGGGCAGAACCAGCAGCCCCAUGAAGGAAAUGGCACUGGCGAGGAGACGCCGAGGGAAGCCUGCCGGGAAUUGCUGAUGCCAGUCAGAAUAGACCGGGGUGGGCAAAGAAUAGCCCGGAAGACAAUUGGCCAAAUCAGAUCUCCAUUGGGCAGCCAGCCGCACAGAGACUUCGGUGGAAUGACUGGCUGGCCGGCUGGCUGGCUGACUGGCUGAAGGAAGGAAGGAGCCGAUCCAAGGAAGAACGAGAGAGACUUUAGGAAUACAGAUACAUGCCAACGGUGGCGGACUUGCUGCUGUGGAUUUCCAUUCAUUCGGGCUCUCUGUGGAUUACCUCUUCGUAAUUCCGAGGAGGAGUGGGGAGGAACUGGGAGCCCCCCCCCCCCCGCGCGAAAGAAACCAGAGGCAUUCUUUAGCUUGGAACCAUGUGAGGCACCCUGCUACAGCAAGAGACACAUACAGGGAGUUCUGAGGGUCGCAUUCUGUUGCCUCUUCACUCCUUACUGCAGGAUGGAAAAGAGAAAGAUCUGGCCUCAGAUAUGGGUCUCCGAUGGCUGGUCAGUGGCCUUGGUGUUUCUUUGUUUGGUUUCUUUUUCAAGAAAUGCUGCAAGCACUUCCAUUUUCAAUUCUUUUCAUUCUGAGAACCGUGACUGGACUUUCAACCACUUGACUGUCCAUCAGGCCACUGGAGCAGUCUAUGUGGGAGCCAUCAAUCGGGUUUAUAAGCUGUCUGGAAACUUGACCAUCUUGGUAGCUCACAAGACAGGACCUGAGGAGGACAACAAGUCUUGCUACCCGCCACUCAUAGUGCAACCCUGCAGUGAGAUUUUGACUCUCACCAACAAUGUUAACAAGCUGCUGAUCAUUGACUACUCUGAAAAUAGGUUGUUAGCCUGUGGAAGCCUCUACCAGGGAGUAUGCAAACUUCUGCGACUGGAUGAUCUUUUCAUACUAGUGGAACCAUCUCACAAAAAAGAGCACUAUCUUUCCAGUGUUAACCAGACUGGAACUAUGUAUGGAGUUAUAGUUCGUUCUGAGGGUGAGGAUGGGAAGCUAUUCAUUGGUACUGCAGUGGAUGGCAAACAGGAUUACUUCCCCACUCUCUCCAGCCGCAAGCUGCCACGUGACCCAGAAUCAUCAGCAAUGUUGGAUUAUGAGCUCCACAGUGACUUUGUUUCAUCUCUCAUCAAAAUCCCUUCAGACACACUGGCCCUGGUCUCACACUUUGAUAUCUUCUACAUCUAUGGAUUUGCCAGCGGCAAUUUUGUCUAUUUUCUAACUGUCCAACCAGAGACACCUGAGGGUGUAUCUAUCAACUCAGCCAGUGAUCUCUUCUACACAUCUCGAAUUGUGCGUCUCUGCAAGGAUGAUCCCAAGUUCCACUCUUAUGUAUCUCUGCCUUUUGGCUGUGUCAAGGGUGAUGUGGAAUAUCGACUCCUACAGGCUGCCUUCCUUUCUAAGCCAGGGAAUGUGCUGGCCAGGUCUCUCAAUAUUACUGGUCAAGAUGAUGUCCUUUUUGCCAUCUUCUCCAAAGGGCAGAAACAGUAUCACCAGCCCCCUGAUGAUUCAGCUCUUUGUAUCUUCCCCAUCCGUGCAAUAAAUGCCCAAAUUAAGGACCGCCUGCAGUCUUGCUACCAGGGAGAAGGCAACCUGGAACUCAACUGGCUGCUAGGGAAAGAUGUUCAGUGUACCAAGGCGCCAGUCCCAAUAGAUGAUAACUUCUGUGGAUUGGAUAUUAACCAGCCACUGGGAGGCUCUGUACCUGUAGAGGGAGUGACUCUUUACACUUCCAGCCGGGAUCGGAUGACUUCUGUCACUUCCUAUGUCUACAAUGACUACAGUGUGGUAUUUGUGGGGACUAAGAGUGGCAAACUGAAAAAGAUCCGGGCAGAUGGGCCCCCCUAUGGUGGUAUUCAGUAUGAAGUGGUGCCAAUUUUCAAGGAUGGAAGUCCUAUUCUUCGUGACAUGGCCUUUUCCACAGAUCAUAAUUACCUCUAUGUGAUGUCAGAAAGACAGGUGUCCCAGGUUUCUGUUGAAUCCUGUGAACAGUACACAACCUGUGGAGAAUGUCUGAGCUCAGGAGACCCUCACUGCGGAUGGUGUGUUCUACACCACACGUGUUCCCGGAAAGACAAGUGUGAGAGAGCAAUUGAACCAUACCGAUUUGCAGCCAGCAUCAACCAGUGUAUGAGUAUCAUUGUGCAGCCCAGCAGUAUCCCAGUUUCUGAGCACAGCCUUCCACUCAGUUUGCUAGUGAGUGAUGCACCUGACCUGUCAACGGGUAUCACCUGCGUAUUUGGAAACCUCACAGAAGUGGAAGGUCAAGUUUUGGGCAACCAGAUUGUAUGCAUCUCACCAGUAUCUAAGGAUGUCCCUGCCAUACCUGUGGACCAGGACUGGUUUGGAAUAGAGCUGCUGCUGAAAUCCAAAGAGACAGGCAAGAUGUUUGUCAGCACUGAGUUCAAAUUCUACAACUGCAGUGCCCACCAAUUGUGCCUUUCUUGUGUGAACAGUGCUUUUCGUUGCCACUGGUGUAAAUAUCGGAACCUCUGUACCCAUGAUCCCACAACGUGCUCAUUUCAAGAGGGGCGGAUCAAUGUUUCUGAGGAUUGCCCACAGCUGUUCCCUACAGAAGAGAUUCUGAUCCCUGUUGGUGAGGUGAAGCCCAUCACCUUGAAGGCCAGAAAUUUACCACAGCCUCAGUCUGGCCAGCGUGGCUAUGAGUGUGUCCUCAACAUCCAAGGCGUGAUUCAUCGUGUGCCUGCUCUUCGCUUCAACAGCUCAAGUGUCCAGUGCCAGAAUAGCUCAUAUCUCUACGAUGGAAUGGACAUCAGUAACUUAGCAGUAGAUUUUGCUGUAGUUUGGAAUGGAAACUUCAUCAUUGACAACCCAGAGGAUUUGAAAGUUCACCUGUAUAAAUGUGCUGCUCAGCGGGAAAGCUGUGGGUUGUGCUUGAAAGCAGACCAGAAAUUUGAGUGUGGCUGGUGCACUGUAGAAGGGAGGUGCACACUACGUCAGCACUGCCCCUCAUCUGUUGGGGGAUGGGGAAGGUGGCUUGACUGGUCAAGCAGGAAUGUCAAGUGCUCCAACCCACGCAUCACUGAGAUUCUAACAGUGUCAGGCCCACCAGAAGGAGGAACACGAGUCACAAUUCGCGGUGUUAACCUGGGCUUGGAUAUCUCUGAGAUUACCCACAAUGUGCAUGUGGCUGGUGUGGAAUGUACGCCGCUGGAGGACCAGUAUAUAAUUGCUGAGCAAAUCGUGUGUGAAAUGGGGCAGGCAGAACCUGGAAUCAGCUCUGGUCCUGCUCUUCUUUGCAUUGGAGAAUGCAAGGCAGAAUUUGUGGCCAAGUCUGCACAGCAUUACACAUUUGUGAAUCCUACAGUAAGCUCCUUGAGUCCUAGCCGUGGGCCGGAAUCAGGAGGGACCAUGGUGACCAUCACUGGCCAUUUUCUUGGGGCUGGCAGCAGUGUGUCGGUGUUGCUUGGUAACCAGACCUGCGAGUUUUAUGGGAGGUCCAUGAAUGAAAUUGUAUGUGUCUCUGCCCCCUCUUCUCAUGGCCUUGGCUCUAUUCAUGUCUCAGUUGCUGUGGAUCGGGCACAGUUAGAAAGCACCUUGCAGUUUGAAUACAUCGAUGAUCCCAAAGUUCAACGCAUUGAUCCUGAAUGGAGCAUAGCCAGUGGUCACACACCUCUAACUAUCACAGGGACCAAUCUGGAUGUCAUCCAAGAGCCCAGGAUUCGAGUGAAGUACAAUGGCAAGGAGUCUGUCAAUGUCUGUAAAGUUGUAAAUACAACUACCCUGACUUGUCUGGCUCCCUCCCUUACCCCAGAGUACCGUCCUGGUUUGGAUGCUGUUGAACGACCUGAUGAGUUUGGCUUCAUCUUUAACAAUGUUCAGUACUUACUAAUCUACAAUGAUACCAAGUUUAUCUAUUACCCAAACCCCACCUUUGAGCUCCUGAGUCCUACAGGUAUACUGGAGCAGAAGCCAGGAUCACCCAUUAUCCUGAAGGGUAAAAAUCUAUGCCCACCUGCCUCUGGUGGAGCAAAACUGAACUACACUGUUCUGAUUGGAGAGACUCCUUGCGCUGUCACUGUGUCGGAGACCCAGCUGCUGUGUGAGCCUCCAAAUCUCACUGGGCAACACAAAGUUAUGGUACAUGUAGGUGGCAUCAUCUUCUCCCCUGGCUCAGUGAACGUGAUCUCUGACAGCCUAUUGACUUUGCCAGCAAUUGUCAGCAUUGCAGCAGGAGGCAGCCUUCUCCUCAUUAUUGUAAUCAUUGUCCUUAUUGCCUACAAACGCAAGUCCCGUGAAAAUGAUCUCACCCUCAAGAGGCUACAAAUGCAGAUGGACAACCUGGAGUCUCGAGUGGCCCUCGAAUGCAAGGAAGCUUUUGCAGAGCUGCAGACAGACAUCAAUGAGUUAACCAGUGACCUGGACCGCUCUGGGAUUCCAUACCUUGACUAUCGCACGUAUGCUAUGAGGGUCCUUUUCCCUGGCAUUGAGGACCACCCUGUCCUGCGUGAGCUAGAGGUCCAAGGAAAUGGGCAGCAAAAUGUUGAAAAGGCCUUGAAGCUCUUUGCCCAGCUGAUCAACAACAAGGUCUUCCUGCUGACAUUCAUUCGGACCUUGGAGAUGCAGCGCAGUUUCUCCAUGCGGGACCGUGGCAAUGUGGCUUCACUCAUCAUGACAGGGCUUCAGGGAAAGCUAGAAUAUGCCACUGAUGUCUUGAAGCAGUUGUUGUCUGACCUGAUUGAGAAGAACUUAGAGAACAAGAAUCAUCCCAAGUUGCUCCUGCGCAGGACUGAGUCAGUGGCUGAGAAGAUGUUGACUAACUGGUUUGCUUUUCUCCUCCAUAAAUUCCUAAAGGAAUGUGCUGGGGAGCCACUCUUUAUGCUGUACUGUGCCAUCAAGCAACAGAUGGAGAAAGGCCCAAUCGAUGCUAUUACAGGAGAGGCGCGUUAUUCCCUGAGUGAGGACAAGCUUAUUCGGCAGCAGAUUGAAUACAAAACUCUAAUCUUAAACUGUGUGAAUCCUGACAAUGAGAACAGUCCUGAGAUUCCUGUGAAGGUGCUCAACUGCGAUACCAUCACUCAGGUUAAAGAGAAGAUUCUGGAUGCAGUGUACAAAAAUGUCCCAUACUCACAAAGACCUCGAGCCGUUGACAUGGACUUAGAGUGGCGUCAGGGCCGAAUAGCACGUGUGGUCCUUCAGGAUGAAGAUAUCACCACCAAAAUUGAAGGUGACUGGAAGCGGUUAAAUAGCCUGAUUCAUUAUCAGGUGUCUGAUCGCUCUGUAGUUGCUCUUGUUCCCAAGCAAACCUCUUCCUACAACAUUCCUGCUUCUGCCAGCAUAUCACGGACCUCAAUUAGCAGAUAUGCUUCUUUCUCCUCCUACCCAGAUUCCACAUUUCGGUACACAGGCAGUCCAGACAGUCUUCGCUCCAGGGCACCCAUGAUUACCCCAGAUCUAGAAAGUGGGGUGAAAGUUUGGCAUUUAGUCAAGAAUCAUGAUCAUGGUGACCAGAAGGAGGGUGAUCGGGGCAGCAAGAUGGUAUCAGAGAUCUACUUGACCAGGCUGCUAGCUACAAAGGGUACUCUGCAAAAGUUUGUAGAUGACUUGUUUGAGACCUUGUUCAGCACUGUGCACCGAGGCAGCGCUCUCCCACUGGCCAUCAAAUAUAUGUUUGAUUUCCUUGAUGAACAAGCUGAUAAGCAUGGCAUCCAUGACACAGAUGUGAGGCAUACCUGGAAAAGCAACUGUCUUCCUCUGCGCUUCUGGGUGAAUGUAAUUAAAAACCCCCAGUUUGUCUUUGACAUCCACAAAGGAAGUAUCACAGAUGCCUGUCUCUCAGUCGUGGCCCAAACCUUUAUGGAUUCAUGCUCCACAUCAGAGCACCGCCUUGGCAAGGACUCCCCCUCCAACAAGCUGCUGUAUGCCAAGGACAUUCCCAGCUAUAAGAGCUGGGUAGAGAGGUAUUAUGCAGAUAUUGCAAAACUCCCAGCCAUCAGUGACCAAGACAUGAAUGCCUACCUCGCAGAGCAGUCACGUCUGCAUGCUGUUGAUUUCAACAUGCUGAGUGCACUCAAUGAAAUCUACUCCUAUGUCAGCAAAUACAGUGAAGAGAUCAUUGGGGCUCUGGAACAAGAUGAGCAGGCGCGCCGGCAGCGCCUAGCAUACAAAGUAGAACAACUUAUUGGUGCCAUGUCUAUGGAGAGCUGAAGAAAGGAGCAGGAACUCCUGGAGCAAGGAGAUGGAAGUGGUUAUCACAAAGACUUCUGGGAAUUAAAAGUUAGAACAGGCAUUAUACCUGACACACUGUAACAACUGGCCAAAGGAAGCAGAAGUUGGCCCAGAUACUUAGCUCAAAAUCACUCAUCUGAUUCCAGUUGAAAGAACAGGAGAGAACAAACAUCAACACUGUAUUUCUAAAACCGUUGGAUCCACCAAGAUGUUGAGCUCCUCAAGUUGUACACCUAGAAAGGUCCAUGGGAAGGCCGGAUCCCUUCGUGACUGCUGCUUUGCAUGAAAGUUAUUUGAUGUAUAUUAAGAGAGAACAAAAACACUAUUUAAAGGAUUUUUUUUUCUUUUUUAAAGAAAAAGGAAAGAAAGAAGAAAAAUGAAAUGGGACAAAACCACAGUGGCCACGUCAAAUAUCUGUCAAAAAAGAUUCUGCUGCACACACUGCCCCUCUGCUCUCAUGAGUUGUUUAUGACUCAAGUGGAUGGUUUGUGAUGGAUGAUCAACCCAUUGGGAAUGUUUGAAAAAACUCAGUUAUUUCUCUUCCUUGGAACUUACAGAAACCCCAUAAGCACAAAUUUGCACCAAACCUUUUUAAAUGAAGGAAAUUGUGCAGUUGGGGAAGAAGUCCAGUCAUUUGUGCCUUCAAGAGGCACUUAGCAGCCACAUACCAGAGUGGAAAAGCCAUCCAGUCAGUCAACCCAUCUAUUCUGAAGUCUUCUUUGGCUAUAUAUUUAUAGAGUAUGGUAUUUUUUUAACAAUCCCGUUUACCAUUGGAGGGGCACUAUAAUUUUUGAAAGUCCUUUAUUCCUCUUCUACCUUGACAAAAACUCCACCCUGCUGCAAAGAUUCUCCCUCUUUCUGUGUAUGUGACCACUGUGUCCCUAAGGAAUGUCCUGUCCUUUUGACACUGAGGAAAUUGUGAGUGGUUUAAACUGAAACUGGCACAUUGUGGGCUUCUGCAGGUGCAAUCUGUGUAAAAUACAAUUGGCGUUGUUAGUUGCUUUGGGGUGCUGGGUUGGUUAGCUUUUUUAUUUUCCCUAGUCAUUAUGUGUUUUCUUGCAGUAAAAAUGUUUACAGCAAGCAAUACUUGAACAGAGUAGUCCUAGUGAGAUGACAUAUUUAUUGCUUUCCCCUCUUUGGAUUCCCUGAUACUUAUGUGAUCAGGACAAAGGGCAUUUGCAUUUUGAUCACACCAUAUGUGUGGUAAUGCAAACAUCAAGCGCAAGACUUCUUUGUCCACUGGGAGGGUGAGGUGUGGAGGAACCUUCUGUCUUGUCAAAAGGAAGUAGCACACUCCAUGUGCUGGUUAAUGGCUAUUGUCUUUGUCCAUGCGUUUUGUCUUGGGUUAGGUUUCUUAGCUGACCCCACCAGCCCAUUUCUUAGUGGAAGCCUGAUGUCUGUGAUUUGUUGUUCCUGUCACAAAAAGACCAAAGCUUUCUUGUCCCUUCCAAGAGUGCCAAGUAGCAGGUGGAAUGCUGUACAUAUUUCUCUCUAUAAUAAAUAUUAAUAUUUGUGCAGACUGCAGUUAGGAAGGAUGAUCAG